Enterobius vermicularis (human pinworm) is the source of this 582-nucleotide messenger RNA. Lineage: Eukaryota; Metazoa; Nematoda; Chromadorea; Rhabditida; Oxyuridae. The record is from the annotation of a GenBank genome assembly.
AUGCGCGCCAAUGAGAAAAUCAAAUUGGUUGGAGCUAAAGUUGUAUUAGUACCGUAUGAGCAGCAUCACGUUAAAAAGUACCAUGAUUGGUUAGAAGAUCCUGAAUUGCGGAGGGUGACAGGCUCAGAACGGCUCACUUUGGAAGAGGAGUACAGGAUGCAGAAAAGCUGGAGGGAAGACGAAGACAAGUGUACAUUUAUUCUGCUCAGUAGGAAGCUUCUUGAUGGUGGAUCAGAUGAGGUAAGCUCAAUGAUUGGUGACGUGAACAUAUUCCUCGCAGACGGUAUUGCAGAAUUGGAAAUUAUGGUUGCUGAAACGAGUUUUCGAGGUCAAGGUAUUGGGACUGAAGCAGCCGAAAUGAUGAUAAAGUACAGUGUAAAAUUUCUUCACAUAACGAAGUUCCAAGUAAAAAUUGUAGAAGACAACAUUAGCAGUAUAGGUCUUUUUAAGAAACUUGGAUUUGAGAUUUAUUCUUACUCUGCAGUCUUCAAGGAGCACACGCUUUUUCUAAAGGCUAAUGCAUUAGAAAAAAUUAUUUCUGGAAAGUGUUUAAAGGUUGAACUGUAUGGAAGAGGUGAUUAG